This is a messenger RNA of Asparagus officinalis (garden asparagus), 394 nucleotides long. Its product is annotated as probable S-adenosylmethionine carrier 2, chloroplastic. The transcript is spliced from 6 exons. Lineage: Eukaryota; Viridiplantae; Streptophyta; Magnoliopsida; Asparagales; Asparagaceae. Gene Ontology annotation, cellular component: mitochondrial inner membrane. The record is from RefSeq and is a predicted model, not a curated record. Gene Ontology annotation, molecular function: S-adenosyl-L-methionine transmembrane transporter activity. The coding region runs from base 1 to 303 and encodes 100 amino acids.
AUGGGCAAGGGGCUACGAUGCAGGACAAGAGGAAUGGGAGCGGCUGAGUACCAUUCAACAGGUGCCAUUGGAGGUGCUGCAUCUUCACUUAUUCGUGUCCCCACAGAGGUAGUCAAGCAAAGAAUGCAGACAGGGCAAUUUGCUUCUGCACCUGAUGCUGUUCGCCUUAUAGCAGCUAAGGAAGGGUUCAAAGGUCUUUAUGCUGGAUAUAGUUUCUUUCUACUGCGAGAUCUUCCAUUUGAUGCAAUCCAAUUCUGUCUAUACGAGCAGCUUCGAAUAGGAUAUAAGAUUGCAGUGCUGUAACUGGAGCUAUAACUACCCCUCUUGAUGUGUUAAAGACAAGACUGAUGGUUCAGGAUCUUCAUGCGGCAGAAAAGCUACCAGGUUGCACAAG